Chanos chanos (milkfish) is the source of this 2915-nucleotide messenger RNA. RefSeq names its product nfe2 like bZIP transcription factor 1b (gene nfe2l1b). The transcript has 6 exons. Gene Ontology annotation, cellular component: nucleus. NCBI's taxonomy places the organism in Eukaryota, Metazoa, Chordata, Actinopteri, Gonorynchiformes, Chanidae. Bases 468 to 2885 code for a protein of 805 amino acids. Gene Ontology annotation, molecular function: DNA-binding transcription factor activity, RNA polymerase II-specific; RNA polymerase II cis-regulatory region sequence-specific DNA binding. Gene Ontology annotation, biological process: regulation of transcription by RNA polymerase II. The record is from RefSeq and is a predicted model, not a curated record.
UGGGCCAUUCAAAGCGAGAGAGCUAUAAUUACAUUAGGAGAAGCUAAGGAAAAUAUUUAAAAUCUGCAGGGACUGACAGACUACUAAUACAGGUGACGAUCACCAAGGCAUUCGGCGUUAUUUAACAUUAAACUCCUCGCGCGCGUGGAUGAACUCUCCCAUCUGGAGGGACCAGAGAAACCACUGGGCUGAACAGUAAACCAUCGCAAUCUGAGGACUGAGGACACGUUCGUUUUCUUCUCUUUUUCUUUUUUUUCCCCUGUGAGGAGGCUCAUGACUGCAUAAGAAAAGACAAACAUUUUCCCACAGAAUUUCUUUUUGCUGAUUUUCAACGUUUCCCCCCCUAUAUUUCAAUAAAAGAAGUUCAUCUCUGCUUUUUCACUGACUCCUGUAUUCACUUUGGUUUUUUUUUUAUUUUUUUGUUAUUUUUUUUUUAACUUUCAUUUUUUUUGGUCCUUUGCAAAGAAAUGCUUUUCUUGAAAAAGUACUUCACAGAGGGCCUGAUUCAGUUCACUAUCCUCCUGAGUCUCAUUGGGGUGCGGGUGGACGUGGACACUUAUCUAAGCAACCAGCUCCCCCCACUGCGUGAGAUCAUCCUGGGCCCCAGCUCGGCCUACACCCAGACCCAGUUCCACAACCUCCGCAACACCCUGGACGGCUAUGGAAUCCAUCCCAAAAGCGUGGACCUCGACCACUUCUUCGCCACCCGCCGGCUGCUGAAUCAGGUGCGCUCCCUGGAUCACCUGCGCGUACCCAGCACCCAGCUGAACGCCUGGCUAGUGCACCGGGACCCUGAGACUGUGGUGUCCGCCAGCAGCCAGUCCAGCCCCAGCAUUGCCUUGGACAAUGGGGGGAACCUGGAGGACCUGAACAACCCUGAGAGCUCGGCCAUGAGGGGCACCAGCGGGACCUCUGAACCCACCUACAGCUCAAGCGGACAGGACAACCUGGGAGCAGUGGCCCCUGAGGACGGCCAGGACCCCGGGGACACGGAGGGCAGUGAUGACCUUACCAAAGAGGACAUCGACCUGAUCGACAUCCUGUGGCGGCAGGAUAUUGACCUCGGCGCGGGACGGGAGGUGUUCAGCUACAGCGGCAGACAGAAGGAGAGCGACACAGACAAACUCAACGAUGAGAACCAGACUGGGGAAGAAGAGGAGAGCUGGAGGAACGGGCUCAACCUGCAGGACGGGCAGACAGUGAGUCCCGUCGACGGAGAGACCGGGGAAACCAUACCUGGACAGCUGCCCGGCCUCGGUGCCCAGACCUCACUGUCCCUCCAGGAAUGCUUGAGGCUCUUGGAAGCCACCUUCCCGUUCGGAGAGGAGUCUGAGUUCCAAACUCCAGAUGCCAGCUCUCAGUUGAGAAUAAUUCCCACUGAAGAGGCGCCGUCUACGUCACAGGGGCUCCCCCUACCUGCCCUUCUGCCCCAGUCACCCCCUCCCCUGGACCUGGAGCAGCAGUGGCAGGACAUAAUGGCUAUAAUGGAGCUACAGGACAUGGAGGUGAACAACACGGCGGAGAACCCUCUCGCAGACAGUAACUCAGACAGCGUCCACAGCGCCGUCGCCGACACGGAACCUGGAACGAUGGAGACAUUCGGCCUCCCCCGCUCGACCCUCAUCAACCAAGACGUCAGCCUCCACCAGGCGUCCCUCCCCAGCUGCAGCCAGGACUUCCCCACGCUCUUCAACGCCGACCUGGAUGCCUCUGGAGGCCAAAGGCCGGCACUCCUCAGGCUCUCCUCCAGCAACUCCUCCAACAUCAACUCCACGUUCGGGGUCACUAACCUGACAGGACUGCUCCUCCCACCGCUUCUCAACGGCACCAACAACCUCACCUCCACCCCGGUGCUGUCCGACCCCUUCACCAGUCUUCUGGAAGAAUCCAUGCUGGAUGAGAUAAGCCUGCUGGACCUGGCCAUGGAGGAGGGCUUCAGCCAGGCCCAGGCCUCCCAGCUGGAAGAUGAACUGGACUCUGACUCGGGCCUCUCUCUGGACUCCAGCCGCAGCCCCGCGUCUCCCAGCAACUCAGAGACGUCCUGCUCCUCGGCCGCGUCCUCCUCCUCCACCUCCGCCAACUUCUCCGAGGAAGGAGCCGUCGGCUACAGCACCGACUCCGAGGUUGCGGCCGCAGAGGUCGAGGAGGGUGCCGUCGGGGGUUAUCAGCCCGAAUACAGCAAGCUGUGUCGCAUGAGCUUUCAAGACCCCUCCCAGUUUCACGGCCUCCCUCAGCUCGACAACGUCAACCACAACCACACCUACAACCUUCCGCUGGGGUCUGCCUCGCCGUACCCGGAACCGCCCCAGCUGCCCGGGACCUGCGGCAAAAAGGGGCGGGACAAGCAGCCGCAGCACACGAAGCUCCAGCCGCCGUGCGACUUCCUGGACAAGCAGUCGAGCAGGGACGAGCGUCGGGCGCGGGCCAUGAAGAUCCCGUUCUCCAACGACAAGAUCAUCAACCUGCCCGUGGAGGAGUUCAACGAGCUCCUGGCCAAACACCACCUCAGCGAGGCCCAGCUGGCGCUGAUCCGGGACAUACGCCGGCGCGGCAAGAACAAAAUGGCCGCCCAGAACUGCCGCAAACGCAAGCUGGACACCAUCCUCAACCUUGAGCAAGGCGUUCAGGACCUCCGGCGCGACAAAGCCCGGCUGCUGAAGGAGAAGAUGGAGUUCCUGCGCUCCAUCAAGCAGAUGAAGCAGAAAGUGCAGAGCCUUUACCAGGAGGUGUUUUCCCAGCUGCGGGACGAGGAAGGCCGCCCGUUCCCGCCCAGCGAGUACUCCCUGCAGUACGGCGCCGACGGCAGCGUCCUGGUCAUGCCUCGCAGCGCGAGCGCGGAGCAGAGCCGCAAACCCGACAAAAAACAGAAGGACAAAAAGAAAUGAGGGGGCAUCACCUUUUCUUUCUUCGGCGAA